GUAGUAUCUCGGAUUGGUGUCAGCACUCACACAUUUUUAAAGAAAACAAACCAUCCCCUGCCCGCGGCCCUGCCUCAGUCCCUAGAUGUAUCGGUGCUGCCUGUUCAUUCUCGAUUUGUGUGUCAGCGAAGCAGUGCGCGCCGGGACGUAACGAAUUCUUUGUUUUUCUUUUUUUAGUGCAACUAAUAUACAUUGUUUGGAUCUCUGCGAACUUAAAUAUGCCAAAACGCACUAGAAGCGAUCGACAUCGCUCCGGUGAUACCGAAACUAGAAAACUUCGAAAAAUAAUUAACAAUUUGGAUGCUCGGUUACGCGCCAUGGAAAAGCAAGGCCGCCCGUCUCGGUCUCGAAUACGACGCAUAUCCAAUUCCCCUUCUUCGUCGACGAGUGACUCAUCAUCUCGCUCCUGCUCGACGUCGGACGCUGCUAGCAAUGAGAACACCCCUCGAAGGUCAACCACCCGUAGAUCGCCUUUUGCCGAUGCUCUCGCAGAAAAUGAUGUAAGGUCCGAGGAAAUUUCAUUCUCCACAGCGCCUUUAAGUGAGGAUGUCAUAGACAUACUGGGGAAGAAAGACACCUCUCCUGAACCACUGGGGCCAAAAAUUCAUGAGGAUUUGCUCCUUCGAUGGGAAAAAAUUUUGAAGACGGGCCUAUCUGAUGACGAUAGAAAAUCCCUUCUGUCUAAACUCCCUCCGCCUGAAAACUUUACAACAUUAUCUGCUCCACUGCUUAACCCUGUAGUACAAAAAGCGAUUUCUCCAUCUAACUUAUUGAGGGAUGAGCGACUGACAAAACUACAGUCUUUAGUUGCGGCAAGCCUUUCUGGCAUUGGCCAGGUCUGUAGCCUCCUGUUAUCGGAAGAAGGGGGGGGGGACAGACGAUACAUUGAACUACUCAAUAAUGCAGGUCGAAUGUUGGCUGACUUGUGGCAUUCCCAAAACAUAACCAGAAGGGAACUUAUCUCAAUAAACCUCUCCAAGGAAUUUCAGGAGGCCACAAAAGACAUCCCUCUGGAUACCUUUCUUUUUGGGCAAAACUUGGACGAGCGAAUGAAAGCAACCAAAAGUUCCGAAGAAUACAGGAAAAUACUAAAAGCAAAGCCUCCAAAAACCAUUACCAAAACUCGCUAUCAGGCCCCUACUUCAUCCCAACGAUUUCCUGCAACGACUCGCUCGUUAAACCACAGGGCUCCAUCUCGAUACCAACAGGGAACGAACCGAGAGAGGAGCCGAUACUACAACAAAAGAGUUCCCCCUCAAUACAGAUUGAAACAGCAGCAGCACAAGCAACGCGGGAGACCGAAUCGCUAGGCCGCACACAGGACUCCCCAUCCCCUCUGGAAGAGCAUUACCCUGGUAGCCGCAACUGUAUCACCAAAGCGUUGAAGCUAGGCUGCGUUCCAGAGGAAUCAUUGAACAUAUGCCUAGCAUCAAUAACCGAAUCCACUAUCGCACAGUACAACGUUGGCUUGCGGCUAUGGUGGCAGUUUUGUAGGGACAAAAAUAUUAAUAUGUAUGCAGCGACAAUACCUUCAGUACUGACUUUUCUUACAUUACAAUUUAAUCGGGGAUGCUCCUUCAGCUCUCUUAACUCAUACAGGGCCGCAAUCUCUCAAAUCCUGGGGCCAAACCUAUCAGAUGAUUUCAGGAUUAAAAGACUUUUCAAAGGCCUUAGCUCUUUAAGACCCCCCUUGCCUAAGUACAAUAAGACAUGGGACCCAGCAAUCGUCCUCGAUUACAUCAAACGGUUGUCACAAAGUCCGCUUAACUUGGAAAACUUAACCUACAAAACUGCCAUGUUAAUAGCACUGGCUACAGGUCAACGAGUACAGACCUUGGCAAGUAUUAAUAUUAAUGACAUCCAUGUUUUUCCAGAUAAAUUGGAACUUGUAAUAAAAAAGAAACUCAAGACCUCAAAUAUUAACAGAACUCAACAUGUCUUAGUAUUGCCAUUUUACACCAGUGACAUUAAUAUCUGUCCAGCAAAAUCCUUGCUAUCAUACAUAGAAAAAACUAAAGAAAUUAGGAACUCAACGAGCGCCCUAUUCUUAACCUUUAAAAAACCCCAUAGAGCCGCUACCACACAGUCUAUUAGCAGAUGGUUAAAAGGAGUUCUGAACAGAAGCGGUGUAGAUACUGAUGUAUUUAGUGCUCAUAGCACCCGACACGCGUCUACGUCUGCUGCCGACCGGAAAGGAGUUAGCUAUGAUACGAUACGGACUGCAGCAGGCUGGACGGAGAAGUCAAAAACGUUUGCUGUUUUUUAUAAAAAGCCGUUAUUAUCCAAAGAACUGGACUUUGCUAAUGCGGUACUAGAUUCAUAAAAGUGUUAAUCAACCUUUCAUGUUAUUACUAUUCUCUAAUAAACGUAAGUUCCCCUAUACACUGCGUACUACCUUCCUUGUUGCAACUUGCUUUAAACAACUACAACUAGCUUAUUUACGAGGACGGGGCGAGAUAUAAUUAUAUGAUUAAACGAACUUACCUAAGCGAAGUUUAAUCCUAAUUAUAUGGAGCCCCGUCCGAAGUAAAUAAGCUCCCACCCAACCCAUCCCAAAACAGUUGCAACAAAACUUUAAACAGGAAUGAACAGGCAGCACCGAUACAUCUAGGGACUGAGGCAGGGCCGCGGGCAGGGGAUGGUUUGUUUUCUUUAAAAAUGUGUGAGUGCUGACACCAAUCCGAGAUACUACAACUAGCUUAUUUACUUCGGACGGGGCUCCAUAUAAUUAGGAUUAAACUUCGCUUAG
Acanthoscelides obtectus is the source of this 2749-nucleotide messenger RNA. The record is from the annotation of a GenBank genome assembly. NCBI's taxonomy places the organism in Eukaryota, Metazoa, Arthropoda, Insecta, Coleoptera, Chrysomelidae.